Molecule: messenger RNA, 677 nt
Organism: Anneissia japonica
Lineage: Eukaryota; Metazoa; Echinodermata; Crinoidea; Comatulida; Comatulidae
Exons: 2
Coding region: 10-336 (108 amino acids)
Source: RefSeq, a predicted model, not a curated record
GCGACAAUAAUGAAUUCAAGUGCAAAGAAGGUGUGGAUAAACGUUUUCUCGAGGAGUUCAAUGCAAAAUACGGAACAAUUUACUGCAUUGGCAGAGAGUACGAAUGUGACGACACUGAGCACUGCUCUGAUGGCGCAGAUGAAGCGGCUUGCUCAGUCAAGAAAUGUGAUCCGGGAUUCUAUCCAUGUGGCAAUGGCGUUUGCCUUCCUGAUAGUUGGCGUUGUGACGAUUGGUGUGACUGCUUUGAAGACUGCAGAGACGAGAAAGCGAACGCGUGCCCAUAUGAAUGUUUCAACGGAAGAAUCGUCAAGGAAACAAGUACAUGCGACUCUGUAGAUGAUUGUGGGGAUAACAGCGACGAGUUUUUCUGUUAUUUGAGUUCACCAUGUAUGAAUUUAAUAUUGAUAUCAUAUAUAAUUUAUUUCACCAGUAAAAACAAUAUAUAAUGUAUGACUGACAGGCCCGAUUGCCUAAAAGCAACUCAUAUUUACUGUCACGGGGCUCUCCUAGUAGCAUUGGCUAUACAAUAAUACAUAAAACAUUCAAGUAUAAAAAUAGAUAAAUAUAAAUUUUUUCAAUUUAGAGCGCAUAAAUACAGAAAAAAAACUUGAAGUUUAAGGUUAUUCAAAAUGGAUAACAUUAAAAGUAACCCCUAACUAGGAAACAAUCAAGCAAAA